Messenger RNA from Dunckerocampus dactyliophorus (ringed pipefish), 1703 nucleotides. Its product is annotated as zinc finger protein 37 homolog. The transcript is spliced from 2 exons. The record is from RefSeq and is a predicted model, not a curated record. Gene Ontology annotation, molecular function: DNA-binding transcription factor activity; RNA polymerase II cis-regulatory region sequence-specific DNA binding. The coding region runs from base 254 to 1567 and encodes 437 amino acids. Gene Ontology annotation, biological process: regulation of transcription by RNA polymerase II. Lineage: Eukaryota; Metazoa; Chordata; Actinopteri; Syngnathiformes; Syngnathidae.
GGAAAGGAAAGGGGUUUGGCAGGCAAGCGUAGACUUUAAAUCCGCAUCUAAAAAGUAUAUAAGCCCUCCUUAAUUCUUUAAUUUAUUCGUUAUUACUUUUGUCUGGCGUAUAAAAAAAAGUACAUAUAAUAUUUUUUUUAUGUGAUGAUAAACUCGUCUUAGUGACAUUGGAAGGUCUCCGGCUAGGUUAUCCUGCUAGUUGCUAACAAAGAGACGCGGAAGUGACCGACACAAGUGUUGUGAUUGUGUGAACAUGUGCAAAGUACAAAUGCUGAGAGCGUUGGUGAAUCGGCGACUUACUGCGGCUGUUGAAGAAAUAUUUGUGGUGUUGGAAAGAACGAUAGCAGAGUACGAGGAUGAACUUUCUCGAACAAAAGAGGAGAACGAGCGACAACGUCAACAACUGGACGCUGCUUUCAAGAAGCCUCAAGAUGAACUACACAGAGAAGACAUCUGUGAAAAAGAUAUUCCCCCUAAGCAGCAGGAGUGGAGCGGUAGGGUGGAGCAGGAAGAGCCACAGCCCCCCCACAUUAAAAAGGAAAAUAAGGAGCCACCUUACAAUAUAAAUGUAGAGAUGGAGCCACUGCCCCCCUACAUUAAAAAGGAAGAGAAAGCGCCACAGCCACCCUACGAUAAACAUGUGUACAUUAAACAGGAAGAGGAGGAUCACAGUAUCAGUCAGGAAGGAGAGCAUCUGGAAGGACUGGAGGAGUUCCCAGUGAUUGUUGUCCCCGUGAAGAGUGAAGAUGAUGAAGACAAAGGUGAAAGUGAGGAGAAGAGAGAGGUGGAGCCUCCAAGCAGCAGCUCAACUAAACACAUGACAACAGAAGCUGAUGGAGACCACUGUGGAGGAUCACAAGCAAAUAACCACUUAGCUCCACUAUCAGAUAGUGACGACACAACGUCACACUCUCCUGACACUGAUGAUGAAGACUCUAAAGCUGAUAUGUCAUGUCACACUGACAACACACGCUUUAAAUGCUCUCAGUGUGACAAAACCUUUAGCCACAAAAAGAAUCUGAAUAGACACAUGAGAUAUCACACCGGAGAGAAACCAUUCAUGUGCUCAUUCUGUUGUAAAGGAUUCUACGAGAAGGCUCAUUUGAUAACACACACAAGAAUACACACUGGAGAGAAACCUUUUUCCUGUUCAAUAUGUGGAUUAUGUUUUGUGCGGAGUCAGAAUUUGAAAAUGCACAUGAGAAGGCACACUGGGGAAAAACCCUUUUCCUGUUCAGUGUGUGGUACAGGUUUUGUACAAAAUCAAGAUUUGAAAAAACACAUGAGAAGACACACUGGGGAAAAGCCCUUUACCUGUUCUGUUUGUGGCAUGGGGUUUGUGCGAAAUGAACAUUUGAAAAUACACAUGAGAAGACACACUGGGGAAAAACCAUAUUCCUGUCCAAGCUGCAACAAAAGCUUUUGUGACCGAACACCACUUGUCCGACACAUGAGAACACACACUGGUGAGAAAGUGUUUAGUUGCAGUGUGUGUGGUGAAAGAUUCUCUUAUAAGUACCAGCUUAACAAUCACAAGUGUGCUGGUGAGAACAGCAGCAAUAAAUGAAGCUGCAGGGUUUGAAAUGCAGUAAACUGUGAAGACUUUGAUAACUUUCUAACAACAUCAGCACAUAAGGUGUGUGACAUAAUUGUUAUGUGUGUAACACAAUCUUGUUAAUGUGUUUCUACCAUUUCAAUGUAAU